AUGACCAAGAACAAAAGGAAUAACGGCCGUGCCAAGAAAGGCUGGGGAUAUAUCCAGCCUAUCCGCUGUACCAGCUGUGCCCGCUGUGUCCCCAAGGACAAGGCUAUUAAGAAGUUUGUUAUCCGAAACAUUGUAGAAGCAGCCGCAGUCCGAGAUAUCUCAGAAGCAAGUGUAUUUGAUUCAUAUGUGCUGCCCAAGCUCUAUGUGAAGCUUCACUAUUGUGUUAGCUGUGCCAUCCACAGCAAGGUGGUGAGGAACCGCUCCUGUGAGGCCUGGAGGGACCGUACCCCUCCACCCCGGUUCAGACCUGCUGGUGCUGCACUAAGACCACCCCCUAAACCAAUGUAAAGAGAUGAUUUGAGUGAUGUCAGUUUCUACUAU
This is a messenger RNA of Rhineura floridana, 381 nucleotides long. RefSeq names its product small ribosomal subunit protein eS26-like. Bases 1 to 348 code for a protein of 115 amino acids. Gene Ontology annotation, biological process: translation. Gene Ontology annotation, cellular component: ribosome; cytosolic small ribosomal subunit. NCBI's taxonomy places the organism in Eukaryota, Metazoa, Chordata, Lepidosauria, Squamata, Rhineuridae. Gene Ontology annotation, molecular function: structural constituent of ribosome; mRNA binding. The record is from RefSeq and is a predicted model, not a curated record. The transcript has a single exon.